Molecule: messenger RNA, 1518 nt
Organism: Ostreobium quekettii
Lineage: Eukaryota; Viridiplantae; Chlorophyta; Ulvophyceae; Bryopsidales; Ostreobiaceae
Source: the annotation of a GenBank genome assembly
AUGGGGCGCACAUUCGCGCAGGAGAAGUCAUUCAUAGAACGAGUGAGCCCAUGCCAAUAUGUGGUGCGCAAGGGGUUUGUCAACAACAUGAAUGUGGAGGGUACAUUUUAUGUGAAUGACAGCCUCAAGGGUCUCCUGUUCGAGGAGCUUCAGCAGUUCUGUGAAAAAGGCGAGGUUGGGGGGUUCCUCCCAGCAGUUAAGCAGCUUGCAAAUGUGUCUGCAUUACCAGGCAUUGUGAAGAGGUCCAUAGCACUCCCAGAUGUGCACGCUGGCUAUGGUUUUGCAAUCGGCAAUGUGGCUGCCUUCGACAUGAACAAUCCAGAGGCUGUGGUGUCUCCCGGAGGCGUCGGGUUUGACAUCAACUGUGGGGUCAGGCUGGUCAGGACCAACUUGCUGGAGAGAGACGUUGAAGAUGUGAAGGAUAAAUUGGCUCAGUCGCUGUUUGAUCAUAUACCAGUGGGUGUGGGAUCGCAAGGAAUCAUUCCAACCACUGCAAAGGACCUGGAGGCUGCCCUGGAAAUGGGAAUGGAAUGGCCUUUGAGAGAGGGAUAUGCUUGGGCUGAGGACAAAGAACACUGUGAAGAGUAUGGCCGUAUGCUGAAUGCGGAUCCAUCCAAGGUCAGCCAAAGAGCCAAGAAGCGGGGGCUCCCACAGAUGGGCACCCUUGGAGCUGGGAACCAUUAUGCAGAGAUUCAAGUGGUUGAUGAGAUUUUCGACCCCUCGGCUGCAACAAAAAUGGGCAUCGACCAACUGGGACAGGUGUGCAUCAUGAUCCACAGUGGCAGCCGUGGGCUGGGCCACCAAGUUGCAACCGACGCCCUGGUGGCUAUGGAGAAGGCCAUGGCCAGGGACAGGAUCCACACCAACGAUCGGCAACUCGCAUGUGCCAGAAUAAAUUCCCAAGAGGGCCAGAACUACAUGGCCGCAAUGUCCUGCGCUGCAAAUUACGCCUGGGUGAACAGGACGUCGAUGACCUUCUUGUGCCGCCAGGCUUUCGCCAAGAUGUUCGACUCGAUGCCGGAUGACUUGGACAUGCAUGUGGUGUACGAUGUCAGCCACAACAUUGCAAAGGUCGAGGAGCAUAUGGUGGAUGGGCAAUUGAUGAAGCUCCUCGUUCACAGAAAGGGCUCAACCAGAGCCUUCCCGCCGCACCACCCGCUGAUUCCUGUAGACUACCAAUUCACGGGUCAGCCUGUGCUCAUCGGCGGGACAAUGGGCACAUGCAGUUACGUGCUGACCGGCACUGAGAGGGGCUUCAGGGAGACGUUUGGGAGCACAUGCCAUGGGGCCGGUCGUUCCCGAAGUCGCAACAGCUCCCGCAAGAACCUCAACUACCAGGACGUUCUGGACGCUCUGAAAUUCAAGGGCAUCUCCAUUCGUGUGGCGAGCCCCAAACUUGUGAUGGAAGAGGCCCCCGAGUCAUACAAGGACGUGACGCAAGUUGUAGACACUUGCACGGCGGUGGGCAUAUCGAAAAAGGCCGUGAAGCUUCGCCCCAUUGCUGUCAUCAAGGGGUGA